CUAGUUUUAUACACUCAUUCCAAAUAUCUUUUCAUUAUUUUCUAUUUUCCUCGCUACUUCCAGCAGAUCCCUCGUUUCCCCCCCCUUUUUUUCUCUCCAGAAAAGAAAAGAAAAAGAGAAACUCUUUUCGCUGCAUUGUUGCGGUUGAUAUUUGCCGCGUUUCGUGGAUCUACAAUCGCGGCGAGCUGCAUUUUCUUAAUCUUCUCUUUUUCUAGGGCUUUUUACCCGUUGCUUUUUAAUUUCAUUUUUUACCGCUCGGCGCAGUAGUGUAGCAGCUUCAGUUUUGUUUGGUUUAUGAGGUGUGGUGUUUCGCGCGGAGAAUGCGACGGCGGAUAAUGGUCCGGUGGAACCUUAGGAAUCUCCGGUGGCUGUCCGGCGAGGCUCCAGUUGGUAUCUGUUUUUGACGAUGGUUGUUUUGGACUCUGGUUCGCCGAGAGAAGAUGCCUGAUUUGACUCUGUUCCUGUUGCUUUUUGUUUGCUUACUCAGCUUUCUCUCUUGUUCCUGUUUAGGGCUGCAAAUAUUCUUGUAUCCAUUACAACCAGUGCAUCGGUUGUCUGUAGUGGAAACAAUAGUUGACCGCGCAGCUAGGUCUAUUUCAAUGCGUGGACUAUUGUCUCAACCAAGAUCACCCCAAGAACAUGUUAAUCCUUCUUUUGGACCUUCUACUGCACCUGUGCCUUCUCCUAUGUAUCAAGUUCCUGUGUCUAGCCCCAAUAGCCGCGUGACAUCCAGACAUCAUCAUCAUGGUGGUCACCGUCGCCAUCGUCAUGUUAAACCUCGAGCAGAUGCUCCAUCACCUUCAGAGCAAGGUUGCGAUCAAGUUUGUGUGGAGCCACUUACUGCUACCCCUUUUGGUUCACCUUGUGGCUGUGUUUUCCCAAUGAAAGUCGAACUUCUUCUAACUGUAGCUCCUUAUGCUGUUUUCCCUGUGAUGAAUGAGCUAGAGAUUGAGAUUGCUGCAGGCAUAUAUUUGCAACAAAGUCAAGUGAAAAUAAUGGGUGCCACUGCGGAUACUCAAAAUCAGGAGAGAACAUUGGUAGAGAUUAACUUGGUUCCACUUGGAGAGAAGUUUGAUAAUACAACAGCAGUUCUUACAUAUGACCGUCUUUUGCAUAAAAGACUAUCUCUAAAUUCAACUCUUUUUGGAACAUAUGAGGUGGUAUCCAUCAGUUAUCCAGGAGUUCCAGCUUCACCGCCGUAUGGUCAUAUUCUUGGGAGUGGUCCAACUGGAAGUACAGGAGAUCUGCCAAUCACAGCUCAUUUUGUUAGCAAGAACCAAAAGAUGAACAUCAGGAUCAUUGCGAUUAUUGUUUUAUCUGCUUUUGUGCUCUUUUUGGUUUUUGCUGGAGCAAUCUCUGUCCUUAUAAAAUGGAGGAAGUUUGGAAGACCAUCAAAUGCUGUUGGUCCGGCGUUUCCUUCCUCUUUGAACAAAAGAUCUGGCAUUGGUUCUAUCUUGUCAAGCAGUAUGGCAAGCUCUCCAUCAAUGUCACUCAUUUCCGCCAUGGCUACUUGUUCUCUCCCAGUUAAAAAGUUUACACUUGUUGAGCUUGAGAAGGCGACAAACAAUUUCAAUUCAAUGAGGAUUCUUGGUGAAGGAGGAUUUGGACGAGUUUACCGUGGUAUUAUGGAGGAUGGAAGUGAGGUAGCUGUUAAGUUACUUACUAGAGAGAAUCAGAAUGGGGAUCGUGAAUUUAUUGCGGAAGUGGAGAUGCUAAGCCGAUUGCACCACCGUAAUCUUGUCAAACUUGUCGGUAUAUGUAUUGAAGGAUGCACGCGCUGCUUGGUGUAUGAACUUGUUCCCAAUGGAAGUGUGGAAUCACACUUGCAUGGUGUUGACAAAAACCAAGGACCUCUUGAUUGGGAUGCGCGGCUGAAGAUUGCCCUUGGAGCUGCUAGAGGAUUGGCUUAUCUUCAUGAAGAUUCUAACCCUCGAGUGAUUCACCGAGAUUUUAAGGCUAGUAAUGUUCUAUUAGAAGAUGACUUCACAUCAAAGGUCUCUGAUUUUGGUUUAGCAAGGGAAGCAACUGAAGGAAGCCAGCACAUUUCGACCCGCGUCAUGGGAACUUUUGGGUACGUAGCUCCUGAAUAUGCUAUGACAGGGCACCUACUUGUUAAGAGUGAUGUUUACAGUUUUGGGGUUGUGCUUCUUGAGCUUUUGACUGGAAGGAAACCCGUGGAUAUGUCCCAACCUCAGGGACAGGAAAAUCUAGUAACUUGGGCGCGGCCUCUUCUGAGCAGUCAAGAAGGUGUACAGCUGUUGGUGGAUCCUUCUUUGGCCGGAACAUAUGACUUUGACGACAUGGCUAAGGUGGCAUCCAUUGCUUCCAUGUGUGUUCACCCAGAGGUGACUCACAGACCUUUUAUGGGUGAAGUUGUGCAGGCUCUGAAGCUUAUAUACAACGACACCGAUGAAACUGGUGCAGAUUGCUGUAGUCAAAGGGAGUCUUCUGCCCCCGAAUCAGACUUUAAAGGAGAUUUUGCCCCUUCUGAUAGUAGUUGGUGGAAUGCUGGCGAGGUCAGCCCCCGGUUAACUUAUGGGCAGUCAUCAUUUCCUUUUGUCACAAUGGACUACAGUUCUGGUCAACUUGACGAGAUGGAGAACCGACCGUAUUCAGCUUCAAGUUGGGUCGGAGAUGGAACGUCUUUGCCAAUAAGACACGGUAACAGAUCAGGUCCAUUAAGAACGGUUCGAAGCAAGGUAAGCUAUCAUACAUUAAGAGGGAGCAUAAGUGAGCAUGGGGGACUGCUUCCAAGGCGAUUUUGGAGCGAUGCCAAUUGGGUUUGAUUGAGCAUUCCUUUUUUAAUUUUUGAAAUGUAAGCAGUCGAUGGUAGUCUAGCAUAUGGGGGAUGUUGAUUGAGAAGCAGAGACCCGGCGUUGGCUACUUGUUUUUCUUGAUUCCUUACCAUUCAGAAAAAUGGAGAUGUAAGUUGAAAAACUUGUUGGCUGCUUUUAUGGUUAUUUGGCAAAAAGUUUUAAAUUCUUGUUAUCUAAUGCCAAACCCAAUCCAAGGGCCACAUGUUCAUUU
Messenger RNA from Hibiscus syriacus, 3027 nucleotides. RefSeq names its product receptor-like serine/threonine-protein kinase ALE2. Lineage: Eukaryota; Viridiplantae; Streptophyta; Magnoliopsida; Malvales; Malvaceae. Gene Ontology annotation, biological process: protein phosphorylation. The transcript has 9 exons. Gene Ontology annotation, molecular function: protein kinase activity; ATP binding. The coding region runs from base 441 to 2786 and encodes 781 amino acids. The record is from RefSeq and is a predicted model, not a curated record.